AUUGUUUCGCCAGCGUAGCUGCGCGUUUCGCCUUCGUGUUCUCAUUUCGUUGAAAGGCGAUUUCCUCCGCUCAUCGUGCAAACACCGCCACUGAGAAGCUCUCGCGUAGUGGUAGCCUUAAUUUAGCAUCUUAGUACACCGCAAAUACAUGUAGGCUGCGCAGACUUUGUAAACUUAGGCUCGCUGUCGGCAGCGUCUGCGGCCGCCGCUUUGCAGCCGUCCCUACUACUACUCGCCGUUCUCAUCGGCGGGAAGACUUUCGCGCGAGACCUGCAGUUCCUGCAAGGAUGUCCUCGAUACAGACGUGUCGUGACACAUCGGACGCGGUGGAACUGUGCGCUCCUUUGGGACUCUACUUGAAAGCGAUCGCCCGCUUAAACGUCAGCAUACAGCUGCCUCAAAUGAAGACGCCCGGGAGGAGCAUAUCGAGCUGGGAAGUGAUGGAAAAACUGCGGCAGACCAUCAAGCCGGACGAGUUCACAACUCUGAAGAUUAGCAAGACGACUCUAGAUUUCAUCCGUUUCGAAGGCGAAGUGGAGAACCGUGGCGCCCUCAAAGCCGUCGUCGCUCGGCUCGACAGCAGUACGGUCAAACUGAGUGGUUUCCCCGAGAACUUGCGCGUUCGUGCUGCGGAAGCCAAGGUUCCGUUCCCAACGCGGCACGAUUGGGACUCUUACUUCCGCGAUGCCAAAGGUAUGGACGAGAUGAAGCCAGGUGAACGGCCGGACACCAUUUACGUGCAGGGCCUACCGUGCAAGUGGUUUGCCGACAAACGACGUGAUGCUGAUCGGCCCAGCGAGCAACUGGUCUGUCAAGCCUUUGGUGGGCCAGGGCUCGUUCGGCGGCUGGACAUUCCCUUGCUCGACCCAUACCAGAAGGACGCUGAGACGUCCGUGGGGCGCAUCUCAACAUUCUCCUUCAGUCAGGAGCUGACCUUUGAUGUGUAUGUCCAGUACAUGGAGUAUAUGGGUUUUGUCAAAGCCAUGGACUCUCUGCGUGGCAUGAAGCUCAUGCUGAAGACGCCUGAGGGACGUGCCUUCACUGCCAACAUCAAAGUAGAUUUUGACCGGUCAAGGCACCUGAGCGAAGAGAGCAUCCAGAGACGACAGCAGGAAAGACUCAAGAUCGAAGCUCUCGAAAGGGAGCGGGAGGAGCGAGUGCUGCGGGAACGCCUGGAAGAAGAGCAAAUGCGAGAGGCUGAAAGGCGACGCCAGCGUGAGGAAGAGGAACAACGGGAACGCAGGCGGGAGGAAAAGCAGCGUCGUCGUGAGGAGCGUAAGAGGCGCGAGGAGGAGGAGGAAGCAAGGAAAAGAAAAGAAGAGGAGGAUGCAAAAAGGAAAAAGGAGGAGGCAUCCAGGAAAAAGAAGGAGGAAGAAGAGGCAAUGAAAAAGAAGGAAGAUGAAUCCAAGAAGAGAAGGGAUGAAGAAGAGAGCAUGAAAAGGUACCAAGAGGAGCUGAGGAACAAGUGGGAGGAGGAAGAAGCUAGGCGUAAGAGAGAAGAGGAGAUGAGGAGGAAGAAGGAGGAGAUCAGGAAGGAAGAGGAAAGCCUGAGACGGAAGAAGGUUGAAGCAGAGCUUAAAAGGCACAAGAGUAGCGACCGCAAGAGGAGCGGCGAGCGCAAGAAAUCCAAGCGCAAGCGAAGAAACAAGGAGGGAAAACUCUUCGUCCGACGUAGAUGAGCGAGGAAGGCGGUCGAGCGAGCAGAAGCUGACUGAACACAAACGGCUUGCUGAACGGCAGCGCAUGAUGGAAGAGCAGCAGUGGUUCAUCGAAAAACAGCAUCUUGUGGAACAGCAGCGCAUUGCUGAGCAGCAACGGCUCACUGAACAGAUGUGGCAUGCUGAACAACAACGCCUUAUCGACCAGGAAAGACUCGACGAGCAGAAGCGUCUGGCCGAAGAGCAACGCAUCAUGGAGCAGGAGACGCUUGCCAAGCUUGAGCGAAUAGCCGAACAGGGGAGUGUUGCUGGACAGCACCGAAUAGCUGAACAGCCGUUAAUUUCAGAGCAGCUGCAAGUUGUGAAGAGUGAUUCUAUUGCGGAAGACCUGUGUAUCUUUGACGUGGAGCAAGUUGCCGAUGAAGAGCGUAUUGCCGAGCAGCAUCGUUUGGAGCUAGAGUCUCAAGAAAGACAGCAGGAGUGUGCUGCGGAGGCAACACGCAAACUCCAGGCAACCCAUUUGCUUCAGGAACUUUUUGAUCUUGUUCGGGCACAGAAACAAAAGGAGGAGGAGGAAAAGAAAAAUGCUGAAGCUGAGGAAGAAGAAAGCAAGCUUCGUGAGCACCUUCUGCGACAAGAGCAGCUGCUGCGCUGAGAAGUUGCUGCGGAAUCUGGAAGCCAAGAAGCGUCAGAAGGCACUCGAGGCCAAAGUGCAAUCUGGCAAGAAUUCAACCGUCCUCAUUCGGGCAAGCCAAAGCUGACAGGAGUGCGGCCUGUUUGUUGUGUAAAUAUGUGCGCACAUACUAUAUGUCCAAGAGGUGGUGUCUUGUGAUCUCCCUAGUUGUGUGGUCCGUGGCCUUACUUCAAAAUGAACGAUGGGGGAACGAUGCAGCAGGGUAAAAGUGGGCUUGGCAAUGCUGCGAAACUGAUAGUCAUGCAAUCCAAUAAACAUGGAGUCCAUACCAAGU
Rhipicephalus microplus (southern cattle tick) is the source of this 2626-nucleotide messenger RNA. RefSeq lists its product as uncharacterized. Lineage: Eukaryota; Metazoa; Arthropoda; Arachnida; Ixodida; Ixodidae. The record is from RefSeq and is a predicted model, not a curated record.